CAUCUGCACGCGACGCAUCGACACCACAUAAUGACACCACGCUGAUGCGCACAGAAGGGUUCUUCUCUGGACGCUAUUUGCCUCGUUGUUACUGGACCUGAAAAUCGCCAAGUAUACAUCGAAGUCCUUCGCGUUCGACCUCAUAAUUCAGCUAUACAAUGUUCGGAGCGUCUGCGGCGAAGCCGAACCCUUUCGGCGGCUUUGGGGCUUCUACUCAGCAGCAGCCUGCACAGCAAUCCACUGGUCUCUUUGGAUCAUUAGGAGCUUCACAGCAACAAAACCAGCAGCAGCCUCGUCCCAGCUUGUUCGGCGGUCUUGGGCAAUCGCAACAACAACAACAACAACAACAACAACAACAACAACAACAACAACAACAACAACAACAACAGCAGCAGCAGCAGCAGCAACAGCCUACCCCACAGCAACAAGCAAGCUUGUAUGCGUCACAAUUUGGCGGAUCACAGCUUGGAAACUCGACAUCGCAAUUACCAAAACUAGGACAAAGUGCCAUUUGGGAGCCACCGCAGCAAGGCCCAAGAGAGAAGUCUGUACCAGAACAGCUGUCCACAAUCUUGGAGAAAUGGCACCCAGAAUCGCCAAAUUGCCUAUUUCAAUACUAUUUUUACAAUAACGUAGAUCCGCGUGUAGUGCCCUUCUAUACACCAGGUCCUGGUGAAGAUGAGCGAAAAUGGGAGGAGGCGCUUUCGAAGAAGCCAAGCGAAGGUUCAAUACCCGUACUCGCGAAGGGCUUUAAGGAAGUGGGCACGCGUCUCUCUCUGCAGUCAUCGACUGUUCAAGCCCUCCAAGUACGUCUCCAUGAGAUCAACAAUAGCUUGAAUAUGAUGAUGCAGAAGCAUGAGCUAGAAUGGACGGUCAAGAUCGCCGAAGCGAAGAGGAGGCACAUAGCAUUGAGUCAGCGUGCACUGGCCCUUGCGACCAAGGUGCAGGUUCUUCGCAAUCGAGGAUACGCUAUGGAGAGUAGUGAGGAAGAGCUGAGGAAGAAAUUGAUUGAGCUAGAGAAGAAGGCCUUUGAUCCGGUAGCCAGCGGUCGUCAAGAAGAGAUCUGGGCAAGACUUUCAACCCUCAGGCAACAAGCCCAGUGGCUCCAGUCAGAGUCGGAGAAGUUGGGAAACCAGGUCUCAGAUGGGGAUAAUGGUGUGGACCCUGAUAAGAUGAAGCAAGUCGAGAAGAUAUUGAAAGACUAUAAGUCACAACUGGAUCAUCUGGAGAAGGAGGUUGGAUCUUUGAAGUUAGAGUUUGAGGAUUGGCAGGGCAAGUCACAAAACAGUCUGAAUGGCAGGUAGCCACUAUCGCCCUAAGAUUGCGC
Messenger RNA from Pseudovirgaria hyperparasitica, 1327 nucleotides. RefSeq lists its product as uncharacterized. Gene Ontology annotation, molecular function: structural constituent of nuclear pore. The transcript is spliced from 3 exons. The coding region runs from base 159 to 1304 and encodes 381 amino acids. The record is from RefSeq and is a predicted model, not a curated record. NCBI's taxonomy places the organism in Eukaryota, Fungi, Ascomycota, Dothideomycetes, Acrospermales, Acrospermaceae. Gene Ontology annotation, biological process: nuclear pore organization; protein localization to nuclear inner membrane; NLS-bearing protein import into nucleus. Gene Ontology annotation, cellular component: nuclear pore; nuclear pore central transport channel.